Messenger RNA from Thunnus maccoyii (southern bluefin tuna), 2509 nucleotides. It is a transcript of the gene mgat1a, whose product is annotated as alpha-1,3-mannosyl-glycoprotein 2-beta-N-acetylglucosaminyltransferase a. The transcript has 3 exons. The coding region runs from base 521 to 1852 and encodes 443 amino acids. Lineage: Eukaryota; Metazoa; Chordata; Actinopteri; Scombriformes; Scombridae. Gene Ontology annotation, biological process: protein N-linked glycosylation. Gene Ontology annotation, molecular function: alpha-1,3-mannosylglycoprotein 2-beta-N-acetylglucosaminyltransferase activity. The record is from RefSeq and is a predicted model, not a curated record. Gene Ontology annotation, cellular component: Golgi apparatus.
UCGUCGUUGCACUUUUUUUUUUCUCCCUCCGCCUCUUCCUCCAGUCUUGCGAGAAACAAGAAAAAACUAAGGAACGACAAGUUGCUUUGAUAGCUGGGAAACUAGCAAGAGAGCAACUCUACACCGGCUCCAGACGUCCUCUCGGCUCCUGUUUGUUCAACUUGAGGGGCUGUCAUCGAAGAAACGGCGGAGAAAUGGCCACAAGAGGAGGAGGAAGUGGUCACAUUGUCAGGAUGCAAGCGGAUAUUCGUAGUUGAGGAUCUGCCAGAAGCACAACUUUACCCCAAGAUGAGCUCUGCCCUCCAUCAUAUUUCAGCAGUCUUUGCCUACGUUGACACUAUAUCGUGUCAGAGUAACAGUGAGCCAACAAGGUGUGACUCCAGAUCUCUGAUCAUGCUCUUGUGAUGAUACACAGGCUACCCUUCCCGUAUCCUGUUCCUAUUGUCUGCAACAAGGACACGUCCUUCUAUUCAGACCCUGUCCUCCUGAUCCCCCCUCCCUCCCUUUGAUUUUCUGGGCCAUGCUCCGCAAGAGAGGUUCUCUCAUUCUUUGUGGUACGUUCCUGUUUAUCACCUGGAACGCCAUACUGGUGCUUCUGCUGUGGGGCAGACCCCCGCCUGGCCAGCCGGGCGACCCCGGCCGAGAGCACAGGGAACUGGCUGAAAGGCCGACUAAUGAUGUGCUGGGAGAUAUGCUCCGUAUGGCAGACACGGUUGAAGCAGAGCUUGAAAGGCAAAAACAAAUUCUGCUGCAGAUCCAGAAUCGCCAGUCACUAUGGGAGCCGUCGAACAUAAACGGACCCAAUGUUGUCAUCCCCCGUCAGCCUGUCAUUCCUAUCCUGGUUAUGGCCUGUAACAGGGUCACUGUGAGGCGCUGCUUGGACAAACUCCUGGAGCACCGUCCUUCAGCAGAGCUUUACCCAAUCAUAGUGAGCCAGGACUGUGGACACGCUGAGACGGCGGAGGUGAUUCGCUCUUAUGGAAAUCAAGUAACUCACCUGAAACAGCCGGACUUGUCGGAUAUCGCUGUGCCACCCGCGCACAAGAAGUUUCAGGGUUACUACAAAAUCUCCAGGCAUUACCGCUGGGCUCUCAACCAAGUGUUCAAGACUCAGUCUCACUCCUCUGUUGUCAUCGUAGAGGAUGACCUGGAGGUGGCACCAGACUUCUUUGAGUACUUCCAAGCCUUGCUGCCACUUCUGAAAUCUGACCCUAGUCUGUGGUGUGUGUCAGCCUGGAAUGACAAUGGCAGGGAUGGCUACGUGGAUCCAGGGAAGGCAAACUUGCUCUACCGGACAGACUUCUUCCCCGGGUUAGGGUGGAUGCUCCUUAAAGAGGUGUGGGAGGAGCUGGAGCCCAAGUGGCCCGCUUCAUUCUGGGACGACUGGAUGCGUCAGCCCGAGCAGCGUCGCGACCGUGCCUGCAUCCGCCCAGAGAUCUCACGGACUAUUACCUUUGGGCGGCAAGGCGUGAGUCUGGGUCAGUUUUUUGACAAGUACCUGCGUUACAUUAAACUGAAUACCGAAUUUGUGCCUUUCACAGAGUUAGACCUGAGUUACUUGAAGGAGGAAACAUACAGAGAAAAGUUUGAGAAGGAAGUUUAUAGUGCUCCUGUGGUUACAUAUGAAGGUGUCAAGCAGGGGAAGCUAAAAGGACCCGGGCCCUUUCGCCUUCAAUACUCUAGCAAGGACAGUUUCAAAGUGAUGGCCAAAAACCUGGGAAUCAUGGAUGACUUGAAGUCUGGAGUCCCAAGGGCAGGAUACAGAGGGGUUGUCAGCUUCAUCUCAAGAGGACAGAGAGUCUUCUUAGCCCCUCCUCCAGGAUGGACCAAGUAUGAUACCACCUGGAGCUGAUAAUCCAGAAGAAAACCUAUGUGCAGUAGCCUUUUUGUAAUCUCUAAAAGGCCAUUGGGGAGAGCAUUCCAGACCAAAGACUGAUGUUGUUUAAGUUUCUCUUUGAAUGAUAUGUACUCAAGUUAAUUGUCCUUGAUAAUGCAGAAUGGAUUGUCCCUCUUUCUGGUGUAGGGCUAUUGCCAAUGCCACUCAGGUCUUUUUCAUAUUCCAAAACAUUUCUUACAGUGUAUAAUACAGCCUAAACAGCUUGUCAGACAAAACUGCUGUAAUUCACCAGAGAUCUAUUUUUAUACUAUGCUAAUUGUGCACAUGACAUUCAUCAAUGCAUUCAAUGCAAUUCCUAGUUUGCCACUUUUGUUUGAAUUAUUUGCAAUUUCUGGUAGCCUAUUUAUGUCUGGUACAAAUAUGAAAACAUAAUCUGUGGUAUGGUUGCUUAUGGUGGUGGUCACUGGUCAUAACUGCAGUAUAAUCUGUCAUUUGAUUCUCAUUGUUUAUGUCCUCUAUGAAAAUCAGUUCUUCCCAAAUACACUUUAAUGUCAAAUAAUUUUGAUUCUUGAUGAUUCUUCAAUGUAGUACUACUUGCAGGCCUGUUAACUUGCAAACUCCAUUGUGUGUGUUUAUAUAUUUUUGGAAUAAAAAACCAAUACACAAUCUAGA